Microtus ochrogaster (prairie vole) is the source of this 4962-nucleotide messenger RNA. It is a transcript of the gene Phka1, whose product is annotated as phosphorylase kinase regulatory subunit alpha 1. Gene Ontology annotation, biological process: glycogen metabolic process. The record is from RefSeq and is a predicted model, not a curated record. Gene Ontology annotation, molecular function: calmodulin binding. Lineage: Eukaryota; Metazoa; Chordata; Mammalia; Rodentia; Cricetidae. Gene Ontology annotation, cellular component: phosphorylase kinase complex.
GGAGGCUCCGGGCUGGUGAGGUCUCCCUUAGUCCAACGGAGGAUGCCGGUUCGGCUCCCGGGGGUCAUGGGAGACUGAGUGGAGACCGGGGACGUUGCGAGUUGAAGCCUAGACCACGGGAAGCUGAGCCGCCACCUAAAGUGGACUCCGAGGCCGCUGGAGCGGGGCGCCGCGAGGGAACCAUCGGCCAAGCGAGUGAGCGUGCACUCCGAAGGUUUCCGCAGGCCUGGUGUCCAAGCUUCCCCCGAGUGUGGACUGGGGGAUUAGGGAUUUGGUGCGAUGAGGAGUCGGAGUAACUCAGGGGUCCGCCUGGACGGCUAUGCUCGGCUGGUGCAUCAGACCAUCCUGUGCCAUCAGAAUCCAGUGACAGGAUUGCUUCCAGCCAGUUAUGAUCAGAAAGAUGCCUGGGUCCGAGAUAAUGUGUACAGCAUCCUGGCUGUGUGGGGUUUGGGCCUGGCAUAUCGGAAAAACGCAGACCGUGAUGAGGACAAGGCGAAGGCCUAUGAGCUGGAGCAGAGUGUAGUGAAGUUAAUGAGGGGACUGCUGCACUGCAUGAUCAGACAGGUGGAUAAAGUAGAGUCCUUCAAGUAUAGUCAGAGUACUAAGGAUAGCCUCCAUGCCAAGUACAACACCAAAACUUGUGCCACAGUAGUGGGUGAUGACCAGUGGGGACACCUGCAGUUGGAUGCUACUUCUGUGUACCUGCUCUUUCUAGCACAAAUGACUGCCUCAGGAUUGCAUAUUAUCCACAGCCUAGAUGAAGUCAAUUUUAUACAGAACCUUGUGUUUUACAUUGAAGCUGCAUAUAAAACCGCUGACUUUGGGAUAUGGGAACGUGGAGACAAGACCAACCAAGGCAUCUCAGAAUUGAAUGCGAGUUCAGUUGGAAUGGCCAAGGCAGCCCUGGAAGCACUAGAUGAAUUAGACUUGUUUGGUGUGAAAGGUGGGCCACAAUCAGUUAUCCAUGUCCUGGCUGAUGAAGUACAACACUGCCAGUCAAUCCUAAAUUCACUGCUGCCCCGGGCUUCAACAUCCAAAGAAGUUGAUGCCAGUCUGCUGUCAGUGAUCUCUUUCCCAGCCUUUGCUGUAGAGGACAGCCAUUUGGUAGAGCUCACCAAACAGGAGAUCAUCACCAAGCUUCAGGGUCGUUAUGGUUGCUGUCGUUUUCUACGAGAUGGAUAUAAAACUCCUAAAGAGGAUCCAAAUCGUCUGUACUAUGAACCAGCUGAGCUGAAGUUAUUUGAAAACAUUGAGUGCGAAUGGCCAUUGUUCUGGACAUACUUUAUCCUUGAUGGGGUCUUCAGUGGGAACGCAGAACAGGUCCAAGAAUAUAGAGAGGCUCUUGAUGCAGUUCUCAUCAAGGGCAAAAAUGGAGUCCCACUUCUUCCAGAGCUGUACAGUGUUCCCCCUGACAAGGUUGAUGAAGAAUAUCAAAAUCCUCACAGUGUGGAUCGAGUCCCCAUGGGAAAAUUGCCUCACAUGUGGGGUCAGUCUCUAUACAUUUUAGGAAGCUUGAUGGCAGAGGGAUUUUUAGCUCCUGGAGAAAUUGAUCCCCUGAAUCGUAGGUUUUCUACUGUGCCAAAGCCAGAUGUGGUGGUUCAAGUGUCCAUUCUAGCUGAAACAGAAGAAAUCAAGGCCAUUUUGAAGGACAAAGGAAUUGAUGUGGAGACCAUUGCCGAGGUGUACCCUAUCAGAGUACAGCCAGCUCGUAUUCUUAGCCACAUUUAUUCCAGUCUAGGAUGCAACAGUAGAAUGAAACUCAGUGGACGACCCUACAGGUUCAUGGGUGUGCUUGGAACAUCAAAACUCUAUGACAUUCGCAAAACAGUCUUCACUUUCACUCCACAGUUUAUAGAUCAGCAACAGUUCUACCUGGCUCUGGACAACCAGAUGAUAGUAGAAAUGCUUAGAACAGAUCUGUCCUACCUCUGUAGCCGCUGGAGGAUGACAGGCCAGCCUACCAUCACUUUCCCCAUCUCACACACCAUGCUUGAGGAAGAUGGAACCAGCUUGAAUUCAAGUAUCCUGGCAGCACUCCGAAAAAUGCAGGAUGGCUAUUUUGGUGGGGCAAGGAUCCAGACAGGUAAAUUGUCAGAGUUUUUGACAACAUCUUGCUGCACACACUUAAGCUUCAUGGACCCUGGACCUGAGGGUAAGCUGUACAAUGAAGAUUAUGAUGAAGACUAUGAUGAGCUGGAAUCUGGCAACUGGAUGAUGGAUAGCUAUGAUUCAACAAGUAAUGCUCGCUGUGGUGAUGAAGUUGCUCGUUACUUAGACCACCUUUUGGCACACACUGUUCCCCAUCCUAAACUAGCUCCUACCUCACAGAAGGGAGGGCUAGAUCGGUUCCGAGCUGCUGUGCAAACAACUUGCGACUUAAUGUCCUUGGUGACCAAGGCCAAGGAGCUGCAUGUACAGAAUGUUCACAUGUACCUUCCUACAAAGUUAUUUCAGCCUUCCCGCCCUUCAUUCAAUUUACUUGACUCACCUCAGUCUCCACAAGAAAACCAGGUUCCUUCUGUUCGUGUAGAGGUACAUCUUCCUAGAGACAAAUCUGGGGAAGUGGACUUCCAGUCGCUGGUUUCACAGUUGAAGGAGACUUCAAGCUUACAAGAGCAAGCUGAUAUACUCUACAUGCUGUACUCAAUGAAAGGACCUGACUGGGACACUGAAUUGUAUGAAGAAAGAGGUGCUACUGUCAGGGAGCUUCUUAGCGAACUAUAUGGCAAAGUUGGUGAAAUUCGGCACUGGGGUCUGAUCCGAUACAUCUCUGGGAUCUUAAGGAAGAAGGUGGAAGCACUUGAUGAGGCCUGCACAGACCUUCUCUCAUACCAGAAACACCUGACGGUAGGACUUCCUCCAGAACCUCGCGAGAAGACCAUCUCUGCACCUCUACCAUAUGAGGCACUCACUAAGCUAAUAGACGAAGCCAGUGAAGGAGACAUGAGCAUCUCAAUCCUUACACAGGAAAUAAUGGUAUAUCUUGCCAUGUACAUGAGAACUCAGCCUGGCCUCUUUGCUGAAAUGUUCCGACUUCGAAUUGGUCUGAUCAUCCAAGUUAUGGCAACAGAACUGGCUCACUCUCUUCGAUGCUCAGCUGAAGAAGCCACAGAGGGCCUGAUGAAUCUGAGUCCUUCUGCCAUGAAGAACCUCCUGCACCACAUCCUCAGUGGCAAAGAGUUUGGAGUGGAACGAAGUGUUCGUCCCAUUGAUUCAAAUGUGAGUCCUGCUAUUUCCAUCCAUGAGAUCGGUGCUGUUGGAGCAACAAAAACAGAACGAACUGGAAUCAUGCAGCUAAAAAGUGAGAUAAAGCAGACCAGUGGUGGUCAUCCCUCUGGUGGAGAUUUGAUGUCACCAUCCUUUCUGUCACCUGCAGCCUGUAUUGCUGCAAGUAGUGGAUCCUUUCCUACUGUGGAUGGUCAACAGACAUCUAAAGAUAGUCGUCAAGGUCAAUGGCAACGGCGGAGAAGACUAGAUGGAGCACUAAAUAGAGUACCAAUCGGAUUUUAUCAAAAAGUGUGGAAAAUUUUGCAAAAAUGUCAUGGGCUUUCUGUGGAAGGUUUUGUUCUUCCUUCUUCAACCACAAGGGAGAUGACCCCAGGCGAGAUUAAAUUCUCUGUCCAUGUGGAGUCUGUCCUGAAUCGUGUACCUCAACCAGAGUACCGCCAGCUUCUGGUUGAAGCCAUCCUUGUCCUUACCAUGCUGGCAGAUAUUGAAAUUCAUAGCAUCGGAAGCAUCAUUGCUGUGGAAAAAAUAGUACACAUUGCCAAUGACUUGUUCCUUCAAGAACAGAAAACCCUUGGCGCAGAUGACGUCAUGUUGGCAAAGGAUCCUGCAUCUGGCAUCUGUACUCUUCUGUAUGACAGCGCACCCAGUGGCAGAUUUGGCACAAUGACCUACCUCUCCAAGGCAGCUGCUACCUACGUGCAGGAGUUUCUGCCACACAGCCUCUGUGCCAUGCAGUGAGGGCUGUGGGUUCUGGCUGCUGGAAUCCUUUCAGCAUCUGGUCCCUGUGUUGGUUGAUUGUGCAUGGAACUGAAAUGUUAACACCUGACCACUCCCCGUCCCUCCCAAGAAGAGAGAACUUUGCUGAUAAUCUCACUACUUUUGAAGAAAAGAACCCUCACUUGGAGACUCACUCCAGUGUAAAGGUUCAACUGGGUCUACAAUCACUAUCCCUGCUUCUUUUAUGGUUCAGAAAUGUCUGCAUGUGUUUUUACUCUGUAGAACUGUUACCAGCUUAGUUUUCUAACUCCUUUUGAGGAACAGGUAUUAAUAAGUUAUUCUGAAGCCCUUAUUCUUAUUUCUGGGCUUCCUUUCUUUUGGUGUAUAUGAGUGGUGGGUCUUAAUUGGGUCAUUAUUUCAAGAGAGUAGAUGCUAAAUUGUUGGAUUUUAUACUGCUGUAAUUUUGAAAUGUCUAUUUUAAGUGCCUUAAGAAACGCCAACACCAGAUCAUGGCUUCCUUCUUCACUCGAAGGCUGAUUCAUUUUGAGUGGUGAAAUAGUUUCUUUGUCGAAUAUUGCCUUUUGAUGUUGACCUUUCUAUAUCUGCCCAUGUUGCCUGCUCUGUGGUGAAAUAUUAAAAAGUGUAAGCUCACAUGUAAGUUUAAGGAUUUCUAUGUUAAUACUUGGAAGUCACAUUUUAUGAGGACUGAUGCUACCAGGCACAUAUUUGAGGACACAUGGAAUAACCCAGAAAAAAUGGAGCCAGGAGCCCAAUUCCAGAGAGGAAGGGAAAGGGGAGGUUAUGCAGGUGGUGCUUUACACACAGGGAGUCAAGAGACCACCAGAGGCAGGUAGGUUAAUGUAGGGAUAAGUCCCGCCCCUUAGGCGUAUUCGCCUCGGGCUAAUGUUUACCUAUAAAUCUGGCAAGCGUGCUUGCUGCAUUUCUUCUGCUUUCCUGGUCUCCCCAGGAACGGUGGUUCUGUAAAUCUAUUUCUCCAUUAAAGCUAUAUAUUUACAA